Messenger RNA from Pipistrellus nathusii (Nathusius's pipistrelle), 393 nucleotides. The record is from the annotation of a GenBank genome assembly. NCBI's taxonomy places the organism in Eukaryota, Metazoa, Chordata, Mammalia, Chiroptera, Vespertilionidae.
AUGCAUUUAUACAUUUCUACAAUGUCCAUAAAUUCUCUUGAAAAUAAGAAUGUUAACUUCAAAUCUCUAAAAUACACUGUACAUUUUAAGACUGACUGUCCUAGAUUAAGAGCACACUUCACAAUGGACUGUGGGUUUGGAUCCCUGAUGGCUUCUAUACAUUUCAGGGAGAACAGGUGUGAUAUGAAUGCAGAUUUAAAGUUUUUAAUUUCUUUUUUAAAAAAUAAAUUAUUUCUGAAGCAUACAAUUUAUAAAAAUUCUAUAUACAAGGUACAGCAACUGGUAACAAACCCCAGUUUUAAUACACUUUAUAUAAAAGUACCAGGGUUUAGCACCCUGAUAAAAGCAGAAGCAAUAUAUAUUCUCUGCAUAUUUGUACAUACAACUCCUUGA